CUAUUUCCAGUCUUGCUCCGAUUGCAGCUGCACUGGCUUCACACAAGCCUCAGCUCAGCGCGGGCUCUGGGCCGGGGGAUACCCCGCCAGAGAGCAAGAGCGAGCGAGUUUGCUCUGUCCUUUGAGGUCCUUGUCUGUCCCUAGCAGUGGAGACCAUGGAGGAGAAAGAGAUGGUGCCCACACUCCUGACCUCCAGAGACAGCCCGGAAUCACUGACAUUGCGGGAUGUGGCCGUGGACUUCAGCCCAGAGGAGUGGAGGCGCCUGCGCCCUUCCCAGAAGGAGCUGUACAGGGACGUGAUGCUGGAGAACUACCGGAACCUGGUCUGCCUGGGACUUGCAGUUUCCAAAGAAGAUGUGAUCUCCCGGUUGGAACGAGGAGAAGCCCCGUGGGUGCCUGGGGAAGAUGCCCUGAGCAGCACCUGUCCAGAUAAGAAGACUAUGCUUCAUACCAAGCAGUCCUCUCCCAAACUGGGCAUUUCAAUGGAAGAAUCAACCCAAGAAAGAUUUACAAGUCAUGGUCCCUCUGUCUUGAAAAUGGGAGAAGCCUGGAAAUGUGAAACCAAGUUAAAGAGAAAACAAAACAAUGAAGAAAAACCUUAUGAAUGUAAUGAAUGUGAGAAGGCCUUUCGCCGGAGUACAGAACUUAAUCGACAUCAGAGAAUACAUACAGGAGAGAAACCUUAUGAAUGUAAUGAGUGUGGGAAAUCCUUUCAUCGGAAGACAGGACUUAUGGAACAUCAGAAUAUUCACACUGGGGAGAAACCCUAUAAAUGUAAGGAAUGUGGGAAGGCCUUUCGCUGGAGGCCAGGUCUAACACGCCAUCAGACAAUUCAUUCUGGAGAGAAACCUUAUGAAUGUGAUGAAUGUGGGAAGGCUUUCCAUAGGAAGUCAGCACUUACUGAACAUCAGAGAACUCAUACUGGAGAGAAACCUUAUGUAUGUAAUGAAUGUGGGAAGGCCUUUCGCUGGUGGACAGGACUUAUCCGACAUCAGACAAUUCAUUAUAGAGAAAAGCCUUUUGAAUGUAUUGAUUGUGGGAAGGCAUUCCGCAGGAGUGCACAACUUAGUCUACAUCAGAGAGUUCACAGUGGGGAGAAACCUUAUAAAUGUAAUGAGUGUGGGAAGGCUUUCCGUUGGGACAAUCAACUUACUCAGCAUCAGACAAUUCACACUGGGGAGAAACCUUAUGAAUGUAGUGAAUGUGGAAAGUCCUUCUGCUGGAGCUCACAGCUUUCGCAACAUCGGACAAAUCAUACGGGAGAAAAAUCAUGAAUGUGAUAAAUAUGGAAAGGCAUUCUGACCGGCACAACCUUAACUCUAAAGCAGAGAGUUAAUCCUGGACAGAUAUCUCAAGAGUAUACAGAAUACAGGAAGACCUUCUGUUAGAGAUAACUUAUUAAUCAUCAGACAUUUUGUAUCGGGAAGAAACUUUUUGAAUGUAAUGAUAUAGAAGUCCUUUUAUCUCAGGAUAAAAUUUGCUGUAUGUGAGAAAAUUGAUAUUGAAUUGAAUGAAUGUAGGAAUGCCUUCUUAAUGAACGAAUAACCCACUUGACACUAGAAGAUUCAUACUGGAGAAGAACCAUAUGAAUCUAAAGUUUUAUAAAGGUAAUAUGUGUCAGAAAGAUUUCAAGCAGAGUACACACUUUCCUUAAAAGUUUAGAAUUUAGGGGCAGCUAGGUGGCACAGUGGAUAGAGCACUGGCCUUGGAGUCAGGAGGACCUGAGUUCAAAUCGGACCUCAGACACUUACUAGGUGUGUGACCUUAGGCAAGUCACUUAACCCCAAUUGCCUCACACACACACACAAAGUUUAGAAUUUAUACUAAAAGAAGGCAUGUAAAUGAAGCCAAGCUCUAAUUUCUUCUGUUCCAAAUCUUUUUACUCUCUUCACUUGUACCCAAGCAACUCCUUUCCCCAUUUCUUUGUUUACAACAUUUGCUGAGAAAAUUGUGGCACUCAUAAAUAUUGCUUCCUUGCCUCCAUUUUUUCAGACUUCAUAGAAUUAUCAUCCAUUCUUCCCUUCUUCCUUUUACUUAGAGAAGAACAAAUAUGGAUUGGGUUCCCCUUUUCCCCAGAGAGAGGAAACACUUUUUAUUCACUGUUUUAAGGGAAUAGACCAACCCAGAACCCCUCCUUUCCCUAUGACAUCUUCCUAGGUUUGUUAAUAACUCACAUAAAUAGUAGCCUUAAUAGUUAUAUGGACAUCCAGGGUUUUGAACAAGUGCUUUAAUUCACUUUUGGAAAACAAACACCCAACUAGGUACAGAAAUCCAGCCAUUAGCCUAGAGUCUCAUUUAUGCUAGGAAUGACUUGCUAAUUUAGAGUUGGGGGUCAGUCUGAUAUCUUCAGUCUUAGCUCAGUCCAGAGGUCACUCAGCUUCUUAAAACAAAACAGAGAACACUGGUCUCAGGGUGAAAAGAGUCACAGGACUUUCUAGCAGAACCUCUUUGGCUGACCAUUGUAGUCACAGGGAGCCUGGGUUUUAUCCUCAUCUUUAGACUUCAGCCUUGGAUUACUCUUAUUGACCUCUUCCUCCGUUCCUACUCAUGUGUUGCCGAAUGGAAAGAGAAGUCACAACUGUGUAGAGUAGAUUGUAAAUUCAUGUUAUCUAACCUCAGUCGGGCCCUCACUGAAGCAAGGACCCCCCCUUUUAUUCUCCCUCCCCACAGAAGCGAUCCCAAACUUUUUUCUCUCAAGCCUUCCAUUCAUCUCAGCCCUGACUCUCAGCUGAGAACCUCACUUCUUUCGUUACUCAGAAAGUUGAAACUAUCCAAUGUAUUCUCUUCUUUUUAUCUCAAAAAUCUUGACACUACCUUCCUCCUCUUCCUCAGUCUCUUCUCCUUGCCAGAAUGCCUUUAUAUGUGCACUUGAUUCAAUCUCUUGUCUUCUCCAGCAGAUUCAAAUUUCAAUCAUUCACCCCACCCACCCAAUCUUCAAUCUCUUUAUCUAAUUCUCUCCCUGCUGUCUUCAAAGAUGUUCAAGUCUUUAAAAACCUUCCUCAUUCAAAUGCUAGAAAAAAUUAUCUACAUUUACCUCUUCUGGUUUCUUUCCUCUCAUUCACUCCUGAACGCUUUGCAGUAUGACUUCUGACCAUCUCACUCAACUGAAAUGACUGUUUUCAUAGUGAUACCUUAACUGCCAGGUCUGAUGCUCCUUUUUCAGAUUUCAUGCUUCUCAACUCAUCUGCUGAAUCUGACACCAUUAACCACCCUCUCCUGAAUACACUCUCCUCUCUGGGUUUUCAAACACUACCCUUUCUUAGUCUUCCUGGCUGACUACCUUUCAGUAUCCUUUGCUGGUUCGUCAUCCCUGAUAUGCCUUGUAACUGUCUUCUCUAAGCCUUAAGUCUUCUCUAUUUCCAUUGCCUUGGUGACAUGAUCAGCACCCAUGAGUUUAUCAUCUCUAUUCAGCUAUAUCUCAGACCUAUACACCCUACUCAGAGUUCUAAGUCUGAAUCACCAAUUGGACAUUUCGAGAGACGUCCCAAACCCAACUGUCUAAGACAGACCUUAUUCUGUUUCUCCUCAAGCUCACCCCUCUUCAAGUCUCUUCCCUAUUUCUGUCAAAGGCACCACUCUUCUCAUCACAAACUCCAAGGCCAACUCCCCAAUCAGCUAUACUGCCUAUCAUUAAUAUGUUUCUUAUAAAGAGCACUGAAUUUGUAGAACCUGGGUUCAAAUUCUAGCCAUGCUGCUUCUGACCUAGGAUCAUAGAUUUAAAACUGAAAAGUAUGCCUGGGCAAGCCAGGACCUCUCUGAGCUUCCAUUUCUUCACCUCUAAAAUGAGGGGAUUGGAUUAGAUGAUGCCAUCCCCCUGACUCAUCAAUGGGUUUGAGACCUAUCAAUUAGCUUCAACCUGGUUUAGCCCGUCUGCCAAUAGGGUUUACCAGGGUGUGGCCACUGUACAUGCUGCAGCUUCUUGGAACCACAGGUGAAAGUUGGGUGACAGGUGGACACCAACGGUGGAUGAGUAGCCCUUAAAAGGGCUCAGCAGCCCUCACACCAGAGGUUCUAGUCCUCCCUGAACAACCCAAACAUCAUCUUUUGAACAAGUUCUGAAUCUUGUCUCCAAAAGACUUCUUCUUUCUUAAUUAGGCUUUUCUUGUAUUCCCCCAUUCUUCCAUAUUUCCAGGUGUAUAACCUCAGUGCUACCUUCUGCUCCCCAAUUUCUUUCAUCCCACGGUUGGCUGCCAAAUCAUGCUAUUUCUACCUCUACAACAACACAUCUGACCUUUCCUUUCAGGUGGCUAUGAGCUUAAUUCAGACCUCCCUCCCCCCUCCUUAUUAUCAUAGUGGCCUCCUUGUUGGUCACCCUACCUCAAGUGUCUUCCCCCUCCAGUUUCUAUACCACAUAGUUACCACAGUGGAUCAAGUGGGUAUUUUAAGUACAGAUCUGACCACAGAACUCCCAGGGCACCAUUUGGAUUCCUGGUUGCUCUAGGGUAAAAUGCCAAAUCUUCUUUUUAGCUUUUGAAGCCUUCACACUUGGGCCCCAAAUUACCUUUGCCGACUCAUCAGAUAUUACUCUUCCUCCCAUAUUCUGCCUUCCUCCCACAUCACACCCCAUCUCCCAUCUCUGAGCCUUUGCUCUGGGCACCCCCAUGCCUGGAGUGUCCCCCUUCUUCGAUUCUGCCUCAGAAUCCCUCAAGAUGCAUCUCAAGCUUCACUUGCACCAAACCUUUCCUGAUUCCCCUAACUGCUAAUGCCCUCCUACCUCAAACUACCUUGUAUUUAGCUACUUUGUGUUUAUUUUAUAUUUCUUGUCUUUUCUUUUUCUUCUUUAUAUAAUCAUAUGUGUACUUAUUGUCUCACCUAAUAGUAUGUGAGCUCCUUGAGAGCAGGAAUUGUCUUAUCCUUUGUCUUUGUAUCCUCAGUGUCUAGAACAAUACCUGUCACAUAUUAGAUACUUAACUACUGUUGUUUGUCCCAAUGGCAUCACAAGGUGAUGUCUGGACUUGCAUGUGAAUUGAAUUGAAGUGAGGCAGAGUUGCACAGAGUAGUCAGCCUCACUGUCCCAGAAUCAUCGAAGGCCAGUGACAAAACCAAAGUCAAGAUGACUGGGCUGCAGUGUAAGACCUUGGUGUCUUCAGUGACUGACCAAGCUCUAAGCGCUCCACAGUGCCUCCUUCCGCCUCUUUCAUGGCCAUUGGAACAAAUUGUUCUGCUUAUUCUGCUGGGGGAAAUAUUUGCAUGCUUGGUGUAGACAUCCCCCUAACCUCACUGGUGGGUUUGAGACCUAUCGAUUAGCUUCAACCUGGUUUAGCCCGUCUGCCAAGAUGGUUUUACCAGGAUGUGGCCACUAUGCAUGCUGCAGCUUCUUGGAACCACAGGUGAAAGUUGGGUGACAGGUGGACACCAACGGUGGAUGAGUAGCCCUGAAAAGGGCUCAGCAGCCCUCACACCAGAGGCUCUAGUCCUCCCUGAACAACCCAAGCAUCACUUCUUGGCCUUUAGGCUAAGAUCAAGUGGAGUAUCUGUUCUUAUCAGUUUACUAUCUGAUACAUCCUCUCUCUGAGGACAAUAUAAGAUACUUAAUAAAAGCUUGUUGA
Dromiciops gliroides (monito del monte) is the source of this 5549-nucleotide messenger RNA. Its product is annotated as zinc finger protein 501-like. The record is from RefSeq and is a predicted model, not a curated record. The transcript has 5 exons. NCBI's taxonomy places the organism in Eukaryota, Metazoa, Chordata, Mammalia, Microbiotheria, Microbiotheriidae. Gene Ontology annotation, biological process: negative regulation of transcription by RNA polymerase II. Gene Ontology annotation, molecular function: DNA-binding transcription repressor activity, RNA polymerase II-specific. Bases 156 to 1274 code for a protein of 372 amino acids.